AUGAAACGUUCCAUAAUUGUAUUACAUGUACAUCAAUACAGUGCAACACGUGCUCAAACGGAUUUUUUGUUGACCAGACUGUUUGUAGAGAAUGUAGAUCGAAGUACACAAAUUGCAUUGUAUGUGAUGGAUCAAAAUGGGUUUUAUAUCGAUAGUAAUGUUUGUAAACCAUGUAAUUCCCUGUUUGAUAAUUGCAUAUCUUGUGACGUAUCAAAGUGUUCUGUAUGUAAUAAAAACUCGUUUAUAGAAAAUGGAAUUUGUACUUUAUGCUCGACUAAAUUUACUUUGUGCGAUAGAUGCAACAUCACAACAUGUCAUUCUUGUUCAAGUGGUUCUAUUUUGGACAAUGGUAUCUGUUCAACAUGUGAAACAAAACAUACAAAUUGUGAAGUGUGUGAUGAAACGGAUUGUUAUAAGUGCAAAACUGGACUCUUUUUACGUGAUGGGAAAUGCCUUAGCUGUGGUGAUAUCUAUGACAAUUGUACAAAGUGUGAUGAGACAAGAUGUUUGGAAUGUAUGGACCACUUUUAUUUGUCGAAUUACAAUUGUAAUGGUUGUGAAUCAAAUUGUGAUAUUUGUUACUCCGAAUCAACUUGUUCCAAAUGUUUUGAAGGAUAUUAUUAUAAGGAAGAUGACAAGACGUGUUCAUUGUGUGACACAAAAGGAUACUACAUAGACAGUAAAAGUUGUAAUAAGUGCAGUGCAACAUGCAUCGAUUGUUUGUCUCAAACAAAAUGUGUGUCGUGCAUCGAGGGGUAUUAUCUCGAAAAUACCACGUCAGAAGAAAUGACAGAAUUUUUUGGAAGAUGUACAGACUGUUCAACACGUGGUUGUACAACAUGCAAUUCAACAUCGUGUAUAACAUGUGAAAUCAAUAAAUACAUUGAUGAAGGUGGGUUGUGUUCUGUGUGUAAACCCGAUAAUGACAAAUGUAUUUCAUGCUUCGUUGAUGAAAACCGAAACAAAAAAUGUGAGAAAUGCAAACCGGGAUUUUGGAUAGAAGAUUUCGAAUGUGUGACUUGUGAAACGUGUGGAAGCAAUGGGUGCUCGAACAAAACGAACGGACUUUGUUUCAACUGUUUAUCUCCAAAUGAAGUUUUGAUUGAGGGUAUUUGCCAAAUUGAUGAAAAUUGUGUCUCCAUUGAACCCAAGACGAGUGCCUGUAUAGCAUGUGAUUCAGAUUUUGUUUUGAUAGGUAAAAGGUGUGUCAAAACACAACAAAAUAUAACAGAAGAACUAAUCCACUUCGAAGGAAAUUAUUUUACAAAAGAGGAGUUUCAUUGCAAAGAAGUAUCUGAUUCGAAUUGUGUUUUGUGUUUGGAAGAAUAUUACUUAAAAGACCUACAAUGUCUCAAAUGUGAUGAAAUACUUACAAAUUGCAUAAAAUGUGGACUUUUGAAUUACUCAAAUUACAACGAAGUUUAUUGUGAUGUUUGUUCCAUUGGGUAUUUCCCGGAAGCUGUUUGUAAGAAUUGUUCGGAAAUUAAUGGGUGUGAUCUUUGUGUCAACUACCUUGAAAAUGAUAUAUCUUCACGAAAGUGCACAAAGUGCCUUGAUGGGUAUAAGUUGUCCAAUUACACAUGCAAAGAAAUAUCGCAUUGUGUAAUUGGUGUUGGUGAGAGCUGUGUCAAAUGCGAAAGAAAUUUCUUGGUAUCAUCUGGGGAAUGUGCGCCAUGUGGAGAUGUCGUGGAAGGUUGUGUGGAAAGUCUUUCAAAUCAGUGCACUAAAUGUGACGAUUUGUAUUAUUUGAACUCCGACUUUAUGUGUGCAAAAUGUGGUAUCUCAAAUUGCAAGAAAUGUGAUGCCACACAAUGUGUUGAGUGUUUGACAAAUUACACACAAAGCUUAGACUAUUCUGCAUGUCUUCCAUGUGAUGAUAUUCCAAAUUGCCAGAACUGUGACAAUAAAAUUCCAAUGAAAUGUAAUCUGUGUUCUCAAAAUGCGUAUUUCAAAACGUCAGACACUUGUGAAAAGUGCACUUCAAUACCAAAGUGUGUUGUGUACAUUUGUCAUAAAUGCAACGAAAUUGAUGGAUGUCUUGAAUGUACAGCAACAAAGAAAUCUUGCACAAAAUGUAAUGAGACGUUUUUCUUGGAAAAUGGAAAAUGUGUGAAGUUCAAAGACUCUUUUGCAAAUUCGGUGUUGUGCGACCAAUUACAAUUGGUGACGUGUGAAAAGGGGUAUUUUAUCAAAAAGAAUCGCUGUGUUGGAUGCAAUUCCAUAUUUGGUUGUGUUGAAUGUGAUAAUGGAAUAAGUUGCACCAAAUGCCAAGAUGGGCUCAAUUUGUUUGAUAAUAGUGGGAUUGAUGAGUGUUCAUUGAAUUGUGGCAUUUCACAUUGCACUAAAUGUGCAUCUUCAUCAUUGUGUAAUAAGUGUGAUGCGCCUUAUGUGCCUGACGGAGGGAGAUGUGUGUACUGUUGGGACAAACAUCCACAUUGUGCAGAAUGUGACUCACAGAGUGGACAGUGCACAUUAUGUGAACUUGGACAAUACAAUUUAGUAGAUAAUAGGUGUGUUGAGAAUGAAAUCAAUAAUAUGUUGAUGACAAAAAGUGCACUCAAUUGUUUAGAAGAUGAAGUUGAAAAUGUCGAAGGUACUUCUUGUGUAAAAAUUAAGAUUUACGAAUACAAGAAAAGCUCAACCGAAGCUGCGAAUUGUUCCUCUGCUAUUUACAAAUGUUACCAAUGCAAUUUCACGGCACUUGGAGAUAAUAAACGAUUGGAGUGUUUGUUGUGUAAAACCGGCUAUGGCUUUGAAUCUUUAGAACACAAGAAAUGUGUCAAAACAACCAAUUUAGUUGACUUGAAUGGAUUUAUUAUUUAUUGUAAAGAAGGAUGUUUAACAUGUACCAACUCUUUGAGUUGUUUAUACUCAAAAGUGUUUGCGUUUACAACAAGGUAUGAAUAUGAGUAUAUUUACAACAAUCAUGAAUUUUGCCAGAAGUAUUCGGUUGGGUUUGGGUGUGUCGAGUGCCUAAAUUCGAUUAAUCAAAAAGGGAUUUGUGAUUUGAAUGAGAGAAGCAAAUACUGUUCAUUCACUUUAGAAAAAAAUAACACAUUUAAAUGUUUUGAUUAUAAUGAAAUUCUUAAACAGCAAAAAUUAUUGUUUAAUAACUACAAAAUGAUGUUUUAUAAUUAUAUUUCUUCAAUUCCAAAAAGUGAAGAAACCAAUUGUGAUGUAUAUACAAUGGGAAGGUGUGUAUCGUGUAAACAAAGCUUUUAUUUAACACAGGAAUCUCCUCCAAAAUGCUUACCAUGCUCACCAAAUUGUGAAAUGUGUGAUUCUACUGGAAAGUGUCUUACCUGUUACAAAGGGUACUAUAUUGAAAACGAAGAGUGUGUUGAAAUCGAACAUUGUGCUAAAAAGACGGUUGGUGGGUGUUCGUUAUGUUUAAGUGGAUAUUUCCUGAAAGAUGGGAAAUGCCACCCACUCUCAGAGAGCAACUGUACUUCUUAUACAAUCACAAAUACCACCGAAUUGAUAUGUACAAGAUGCAAAGAAGAGUAUGUUUUAUUGGACACAAAAUGUGUUGAAAAAUCAGAAGAAUUUUGCAGUGAGGUUGAUUCGUAUACGUCGCAGUGUAUAGUCUGUAAUAUUGAAUACACACUGAACGAAUAUAAAAGGUGUGUUGCAAUUGAUAAAAAUGAGUGUAUUCACUCAUCUCAGUAUAAUUGCUUGCAAUGUAAAAAUUUUUUUUCGUUGGUCAAAGACGAGAACGGAGAUGAACAGUGUUCAAUUUCCGAGUCGAGUAGGUAUUGUCUUGAAAAUGGAGAAACGGGUUGUACCAAGUGUUAUGAGGGUACUUUGUUGAUGGUAAAAAGUGUUCUCUAUGUGAUCAAAAAUGCAAACAAUGUUCCACAAGUGCUACAAGUUGUAUCUCAUGUAAGUUUGGGUAUUACAACGACUCAAAUGACGUUCCUUCCGAGUGGUGAAAAGUGUGCAAUCUGUAAAGAUGGCUUUGUUGUUAAAAAUGCCGAUUGUAUCAAAUGUGUAGACAAAUGUAUGACAUGUGCAAAUAGUUUCUCGCAAUGCAUUCAAUGCAACACCAAUGGUGGGUAUUACGAAGACGUUGAGUUCUCAACGGCUUAUGAAAAAGAGUGUUUAGCCAGCACGAAUCUCACCAAUUGUAUUACUCAAAGCGAAGUAGGAUGUUUGCUUUGUCAAAAUGGAUAUUACACCAAUGAAUAUAACAAGUGCACAAAAUGUGGAGACACCUGUGAACUGUGUACAAGAGCAAAUUUUUGUCAAAAAUGUGUUGAUAAUUAUGUAUUACAAGUUAACACAAAACAGUGCAUCUUGUGGUCCAAUAUAGAAAAUUGUGCGUCAUAUAACUCUUCAACAAGAAAGUGUUCAAAGUGUUCUAGGAGUCGUACAGUGAGUGAGAAUGGAGAUGAAUGUAUUCCAGUUACAAACAUUGUUGCAAUUGUUCUUCCGAUAGUUUUUGUGGUGAUAUUCAUUGUUCUAAUCGUUGUUAUUUUUGCACUCAUUGGGUUCUAUAUCCGUAACAAGAAGCUUGAGAAUAAGAGAAAAGAGUUGGUAAAUGAAACAUUGAUCUCAGAUGCAAAGAGCCACAACAUCACAUUCUUCAGACUUGGUGAUGAAGACUCUUCAGUGGUUUCAUCGACAAAUAAACUAUAUUAUGAGUCUGAGAUCACAGUCAAAAAGCCAACAUCUUUGGUCUUUUUGAUUGGCAACGAAAAGAAGAGAAAAUUGAAGUUCCAGUUUACAACAAAAGACCAUGAAGGAAAGUACGAAGUCGACGUCAAACCACAAUUAGUGACAAUCAAAAAAGGACGGGCUGUUGAAUUUACUGUUUCUGUCACUCCAUUGUGUACAUGUGAAGCAGAUUUCGAUGUGAUAUUGACUGUUUUAGAUAUGCGAAAGGGGGAGUCGACUGAAAUCAAGAUACCAUGUUCCUUUGCAUCUGAAACAUCAACUGCACUUGACCCAGACGAAUUACAUAAAGAAAAUAAAUUAGGUGAAGGUGGAUUUGGUAUAGUUUACAAAGGCACCUUUCGAACGAAUGUUGUUGCUAUCAAAGAAAUGAAACAAAUGAGUAAAGAUAGCAUGGAAGAGUUUGAAAAGGAAGUUGCGAUGUUGGACAAAUUUAGAAGUGAGUAUGUCGUCCACUUCUAUGGUGCUGUCUUCAUCCCAAGUAAGGUGUGUAUGGUCACUGAAUUUGCUAAAUUUGGAAGCUUUCUUGACUUGAUCAAAAAGAGAAAGAACGACCCAAUUGACUUUAAAAUGCGAGUGAAGAUAACAUUGGAUUCUGCAAAGGGUUUAGAGUAUUUACACAACAAUGGUAUAUUACAUAGAGAUGUCAAACCAGAUAACACUCUCGUUGUGUCUUUGAAUAAAGAAGACGCCGUUAAUGGCAAAUUGACUGACUUUGGAGCGUCAAGGAACAUCAACAGUCUUUUAAGUAACAUGACAUUCACUAAAGGUAUUGGAACACCAGUGUAUAUGGCGCCUGAAGUAAUGAACCAAGAGAAGUACACAUUCCCUGCCGAUGUGUAUUCAUUUGCUAUUGGCAUGUUGGAGGGAAUCAGUUGGAAAGACCCGUAUCCAAUUCAAAAGUUCAAAUUUCCAUGGAGCAUUUCUCAGUGGAUGAUGGAAGGAAAACGCCCAGAAAUAUUAGUUGAUAACGAAGAUUUAAUUAAUCUAAUCGAACAAUCGUGGAAACAAAACCCAAUCGAUCGACUUGAUAUCAAAGAAAUAGUUCAAGAGCUUCAAAAGAUACACAACUCUUUGAAUUAA
Messenger RNA from Entamoeba invadens IP1, 5757 nucleotides. RefSeq names its product protein serine/threonine kinase, putative. Gene Ontology annotation, biological process: protein phosphorylation. The transcript is spliced from 4 exons. Gene Ontology annotation, molecular function: protein kinase activity; ATP binding. NCBI's taxonomy places the organism in Eukaryota, Evosea, Mastigamoebida, Endamoebidae. Bases 1 to 5757 code for a protein of 1918 amino acids. The record is from RefSeq and is a predicted model, not a curated record.